This is a messenger RNA of Cephus cinctus (wheat stem sawfly), 2864 nucleotides long. It is a transcript of the gene MFS3, whose product is annotated as putative inorganic phosphate cotransporter. The record is from RefSeq and is a predicted model, not a curated record. Lineage: Eukaryota; Metazoa; Arthropoda; Insecta; Hymenoptera; Cephidae. The coding region runs from base 614 to 2077 and encodes 487 amino acids. Gene Ontology annotation, molecular function: transmembrane transporter activity. The transcript has 9 exons. Gene Ontology annotation, biological process: monoatomic anion transport; transmembrane transport.
AAUUACACAAAACUCUGAAGUAGGGUCUAUAACACUGAGACGUCUGUUGAACGAGUUUAAGACAUUUAUAAAGUCUUUUCAAAGGUCUAUGAAAAUAUCAGGAAGACAAAUAACAAAUUUCUCAUUUCAUCGCCCAAUUCUCUCAUUCCAUAAAAAUCUCUACAGGAUGUUUAAUAGACUCUAAAUUUCUAUGCUUAAAAAGCUCUGUAGACAGACGUCUGAUAGAAAUUUUCUAGACUCGUGUGCUAUCUGGAUGGUCAUUGCGUCAUAUUUUUAUUAACGUCUAUGUGUGGUUAAAUUAAGUAGGAAGAGCGUACAAAAACGGAAUCAAGAUACUACAGGAAUAUAAAUACAUUGGCAAUGUAACCAUGGCGAGUUGGUGCAACGUGCGAAAAGACACGUCGCUUCUUUCACAGAAUUCAUCAGUCUUCUUAUAAGGAUAUGAACCUUAUGGUGGUUUUACAUAUGAGAAUCAGUUCCGAUUGCUGAUACUCAAAUAUAUAAUUGAUAUCAUAUUUCUAAUUAUCAGAUAUGAAUAGAUCAAAUAGUGUAAAAUUUGGCACAGUCAGGACAUGCAAUUACGAAAGGACCCACAUUUCCUAUUCGUUACUUGAUGGCUAUUAUGGGUUCUAUUGGAUUGGCUAUUAUCUAUGGAUUUAAAGUAAACGUGAGCGUCGCCAUAGUGGCUAUGGUGAACCAUACGGCUGUUAAAUUAGAAGCACUGAACUUACAUGCAGGGGAUAAUGAUACAAGCAGUUUGCCUAGUGCUGAUGUCUGUCAGCAUGAAAACAAUGGAAUUAAUAUCACAAAAACUGUCGUUGAGGAUGGUCCUUUUGUGUGGAACGAACCUCUUCAAGGUCUCAUCUUAUCAUCCUAUUUUUGGGGAUACUUGAUAUCUCUUCUACCAGGAGGAAGAAUGUCUGAAUUACUUUCAGCAAAAUGGGUCAUGAAUGGCUCAGUACUUUUGAACGUUGUUGCAUCUAUGUUAUCACCUCUUAUGGCAGAAUUGCAUUAUUCACUCUUUAUCAUAAUGCGAUUCUUGCAAGGGAUUGGUGGGGGUGUUACCUUCCCUGCUAUGCAUGUUAUGAUUGCUAAAUGGGCACCUCCAAAUGAAAGAAGUGUUAUAGCUUCUAUUGUUUAUGCAGGCACUGCUCUGGGAACUGUUAUUUCCAUACUCUUAUCAGGUUUACUCGCUGCUACUUUGGGAUGGAUUUGGAUUUUUUACAUCGAAGGUCUUCUGUGCCUAAUCUGGUGUACCGCCUGGUGGCUUAUGAUUGCUGAUUCGCCUGAAGAGCAAAUAAGAUUUAUUACACAGCAGGAGAAAGAUUACAUUUGUAAUUCAUUAGGACAGACUAAGUCGAGUAUUCAUAAACCAAAACCACCAGUCCCAUGGAGACAGCUUUUGACUUCUCCACCGUUUUUAGCAAUAUUAAUUGCUCACUUUUGCAGCAAUUUUGGCUGGUACAUGUUGCUGAUUGAACUGCCAACAUUUAUGAAUCAAAUUUUAAAAUUCGACUUGAACUCAAAUGCUGGACUUUCCUCAACACCGUUCCUUUGCAUGUGGAUUUUUACAAUGAUUCUCAGUAAAUCUCUGACCGUCUUGCAAGACAAAAAUGUAGUAACAAUAACCACCUCAAGGAAAAUAGGAACGUUAAUUGCCUCGGCCGUACCAGCAGUCUGCUUACUCGGUGUAUCCUACGUUGGCUGUAAUCGUGCACUUGCUGUCGUUUUAAUGACUAUCGGAGUCACCUGCAUUGGCGGAAUGUAUUGCGGAUUUUUGGCAAAUCACAUAGACAUUGGGUCAAAUUUUGCCGGGACUUUAGUAGCAAUAACUAAUACUUUUGGCACAAUACCAGGAUUCGUUGUACCAAUUUUCGUUGGACAACUGACCCACGGAAACCAAACCAUCGAAGCUUGGAGAAUAAUAUUUUUUGUGACUAUUGGUCUCUACGUUCUUGAAAUAAUUGUUUACACAAUCUUUGGUUCCGGUGAAGAACAACCAUGGAACAAAGCCAAACCGACAAGUGAAGGGUCGCCUGAACAGACGUUACCUUUAAAAGCAAAUGGAACUAAAUGAUAUUUAUCUAAUUGGCCCUGGUCCAGGUGCACCCGUUAUACGCAUUUCGUGAUUCAUCCUUAGCAAAAAAUUCAAUAUUGAAAUUAUUUGGUUUCAAAAUUAUAUAUAGUUUGAAUAUAAAAAUGAUCUCUAAUAUUUCAUUGACACAAUUAUGCUUAAAAGUAUUGCACAAUAUAUUGUAUCACAGUAUUUCAUGUCUGUUAAUGGCGAUAUGCGGGUUGCUUCAUUUAAAAAUCAUUUACAUUGAAAACACGUUUGUAGUGUUAUCAUUCGGCCUUAAUUAUUUGAAAUGAAUAUUGUUCAUGCUAAGCAAAUAAACUUUCUUUGACGUCUAAUCGAUACUUCAUGCAUACAUUUAUAUUAAACAUGACUGUGCUUUACGCAUUAAGGAAUCGAUACGUAUUUAAGAGAAUUAUUAUCAAUGUUGACGUAGAAGUAGGCAUUUGAAUGUCGCGACUAAAAGUAUUUGAUGUUUUUAAUUAUCAAAAUACAGAAAAGUUGACUGUUAUAUAUCAUUAAAUGUUAAGCGUUGUUAAGAUAUCUGUCAUUAGCUGUUACGGCAUAAAAAUCAUAAAUCUAACAAAUUUCUUCAACCUAAAACUUAUGUCUUGCUUUUCUAAAUUUUUCGACAUGUACCCCUUAAUCCGAGGAACCAGUGAAAGUGCUAUUAUACUAAUCUUUGCCGACAUUAAUAUUUAAUGUUAUUUAUUCUAUUUGUAACAAAACUUGUCUUUCGUUAAUAUCAUUAAAUAGAAAUCAUGACAAAUAUAGUGAGUUUAUAAUAUGA